Messenger RNA from Telopea speciosissima, 1533 nucleotides. Its product is annotated as protein disulfide isomerase-like 2-3. Gene Ontology annotation, molecular function: protein disulfide isomerase activity; protein-disulfide reductase activity. The record is from RefSeq and is a predicted model, not a curated record. Bases 41 to 1345 code for a protein of 434 amino acids. The transcript has 9 exons. Gene Ontology annotation, cellular component: endoplasmic reticulum lumen. Gene Ontology annotation, biological process: response to endoplasmic reticulum stress. NCBI's taxonomy places the organism in Eukaryota, Viridiplantae, Streptophyta, Magnoliopsida, Proteales, Proteaceae.
GUUAUGCUCAGUUGAUCACACAGAGAGAGAGAGAGAGAGAAUGUCUCCGUCGUCGGUAACUUGGAUCGCUCUUCUCUUGUUCUUUCUUCAACUCGGAGUUAGCGUGACUGCGCUUUACGGGCCUUCGUCUCCUGUAUUUCAACUUACUCCGUCGAACUUCGAGUCCAAGGUUUUAAACUCAAAUAGGGUUGUUCUUGUUGAGUUCUUUGCGCCAUGGUGUGGGCAUUGUCAAGCUCUGACGCCUAUAUGGGAGAAGGCAGCCACUGUGUUGAAGGGUGUUGCUACUGUGGCGGCUCUUGAUGCUGAUGCACACAAGUCGCUUGCUCAGGAGUAUGGAAUUAGAGGGUUUCCAACCAUAAAGGUGUUUGUACCUGGCAAGCCUCCAGUAGAUUAUCAAGGAGCAAGGGAUGUCAAACCCAUAGUAGAAUUUGCACUCCAGCAGAUUAAGGGUCUUCUGAAGGAACGUUUAAAUGGAAAGGCAGCCGGAGGAUCAAGUGAGAAAUCCGAACCUAGUGCAUCAGUAGAACUGACUUCUCGCAAUUUCGACGAAAUGGUAGUUAAAAGUAAAGAUCUUUGGAUCGUCGAGUUCUUUGCACCAUGGUGUGGACACUGUAAGAAGCUGGCACCAGAGUGGAAGAAAGUUGCAAACAACUUGAAGGGGAAGGUGAAGCUGGGUCACGUUGAUUGUGAUUCAGAGAAGUCUCUGAUGAGCAGGUUUAAUGUACAAGGUUUCCCCACCAUUUUGGUUUUCGGUGCUGAUAAAGAUAGCCCUUUCCCAUAUGAAGGUGCACGAGUUGCCUCAGCUAUUGAAACAUACGCACUAGAGCAGCUGGAGACAAAUGUAGCACCACCUGAAGUGAAUGAGCUGACUGGUCCUGAUGUGAUGGAGGAGAAAUGCAGUUCAGCAGCCAUCUGUUUUGUUGCUUUCCUCCCUGACAUUUUGGACUCUAAGGCGGAGGGAAGGAACAAGUACCUUGAGUUCUUGUUAUCAGCUGCAGAGAAAUUCAAGAGAAGUCCUUACAGCUUUGUCUGGGCAGCUGCAGGUAAGCAACCAGAUCUAGAGAAGCUAGUAGGUGUUGGUGGGUAUGGUUACCCAGCUUUGGUUGCUCUGAAUGUGAAGAAACGUGCUUAUGCCCCACUCAGAAGUGCUUUUGAACUCGACCAAAUCACGGAAUUUGUAAGGGAAGCUGGGUAUGGUGGCAAGGGAACUCUACCUCUUGAAAAUUCCCCUGUUGUCGUGAAGACAGAACCUUGGGAUGGCAAAGAUGGUGAAAUCCUUGAAGAAGACGAGUUUUCGCUUGAGGAGCUCAUGGGGGAUGACAAUGUGAGCAAGGAUGAAUUGUAAACCAUACAUCAGAUGGACAUAGAUGAGAAUGAGAGGGGAAAACUAGAGCGAGAAAAAGAAAACAAGUUGCAAGUUUUAGCGGGAGCAAAGCAAGAACAUUUUUUAUGUUGUCCAGAGGAAUGUGGCUUGUAAUCAUGAAUCAAUCUCUAUUAUUUUGAGUGGUUUGUUUAGAAUAAUAUGUUUUUAUU